AUGGCCCAAGCUCCGCCUUCCCCGUUGACCCCCAGCAACAUUCCCCGCAACUUAAGCUACAUCGCCGGCUUGUACGAGAGGGCCUAUUAUCGCACGGCCCGUCCAAGCAUCGCAGAGGAUUCGGGAACCGAAGGCUCCGAAUCCGAGUCCGAGGGCAGGCCGCGUGGCAGGACCCAGAGACGUCGCCAUCUCUUCAGGGGACCCAAAAGUAGGGGAAGGCGCCGAACUCGCUCUGCCCCGGCUCAGGGUAGGAUACGAGGAGCAUCACGCAGCCGUAGCCCCAGGACUCGCAAGCGGGUGCGCUUCGCCGACUCCUUGGGCCUGGAGCUGAUCAGCGUUCGGCAGUUCUGGCCCAACGACCUUCCACAGGUGCCAGAGAGGGUCCACAACCAGCUGAGGCGUGACUCCCUCAGCCACUUUGCGCCGUGUCUGCCAUUCUGCCCGCCGGUGAAGGAAUCUUGGAACCUGCAGACUCGGCUGCUGGAGCCAAUGUUCCCAGAUCCUCUGAGCAUGCCUGAUUUUCUGUCCCGUCUUCUGGCCCAGUGCGUGCUUUUGGAGGGUGUCCGGGCCGAGGGAUCCUGUGUUUCUGGCACCAUCCGUGUAAUCAACCUGGCCUAUGAGAAAAGGGUCUCUGUGCGAUACACCUGGGACUUUUGGGCUACCGAGCACGAAGCUCGUGCCUCCUACGCCGCCCCUGCAGGGCGGGACCAGGACCACGCUGACCGCUUUGCCUUCCGUCUGCCUCUGCUAGUCCCACUUUCCGCAGGGGCGGUGCUCGAGUUUGCCCUCUGCUACAUGGUGGGGGGAAAGGAAUUCUGGGACAACAACCAGGGACGUAACUACUCUCUGCGGCCUCCUCCUUGCGUAGCCGAGGAAGAUGAAUUCCCCAGCCCCAUUCAAGAUUGCUGUGAAACUGGCUGGAUACACUUUCUGUAG
Molecule: messenger RNA, 936 nt
Organism: Notechis scutatus (mainland tiger snake)
Lineage: Eukaryota; Metazoa; Chordata; Lepidosauria; Squamata; Elapidae
Gene: PPP1R3E
Product: protein phosphatase 1 regulatory subunit 3E
Biological process (GO): regulation of glycogen biosynthetic process
Cellular component (GO): protein phosphatase type 1 complex
Molecular function (GO): glycogen binding; protein phosphatase 1 binding
Source: RefSeq, a predicted model, not a curated record